Lates calcarifer (barramundi perch) is the source of this 7345-nucleotide messenger RNA. It is a transcript of the gene frem1b, whose product is annotated as Fras1 related extracellular matrix 1b. Gene Ontology annotation, cellular component: membrane. Gene Ontology annotation, biological process: cell communication. Lineage: Eukaryota; Metazoa; Chordata; Actinopteri; Centropomidae. The record is from RefSeq and is a predicted model, not a curated record.
UGCUUUAGGACUCAACCGGUCGAGGAAACUCUCUCGCCCUUUGUUCUCUAUCUCUCAGUUUCCCCCCUCUCUCUCUCUCCAUGUUGUUGGAUGCCAGACGUCUCAGGGUGACGGCGAGCUGUUGAAUGGGGGGUGGUGGCAAACAGUGAGUGUGAAGUGUGUGUGUGUGUGUGUGUGUGUGUGUGUGUGUGUGACAGCAUUCCUCUUCCUCUGGGCGCGUGCAGAAGGUGAAGAAGACGGAGACGAACGCAGAAGCUCCCGGUAACUCAGAGCGGUGAGUCACUUCCAGCCGUCGCACACAGCAGCAACAGCUGGUGGAUCAUUUAACAGACGUCCUGCCUCAGUCCUGAGUCCAACGUUCAGUCCUUUUCUGCAGAGGAGAGACACCGGUCCACAGGAUGUCCAGGUUGUGGUGACUCUGGAGAAGAGAUGAGGCUGUGGGGCCGAGGCAGACUGACUGGAAAAUGCUAAAACACUGAGACGCUUCUCAGCUGUCGUUCACCAUUUUCCCUCAGAGCAACUUUUCUCACCUGAACCUGUGAAAACAAGAGGCGGCCACCUGGUCGAUCCCAACAUGGCUGCUGUGUGCGUGUGGUUGUUGCUGCUGGUGGUGACGGCCGUCUGCAGGGGGAGUCUGGUCGUGGUAAACUCAGGCCUGGACGUCACCAGGGGUCGCUCGGCGUUCGUCACAGAGAAGGUGCUGAAGAUCGACGUGGAUCCGAGCGCCGACUGUAAGGUGGAGGUGGUGAUGAACGAACCCGUCUCUCAGAGAGUGGGGAGGCUGACGCCACAGGUGUUUGACUGCAGCUUCCUGGAGGACGAGGUCAAAUACGUCCACAACGGCAGCCCUCUGCUGAACGAGGACACGGUGAUGCUCAGAGUCUACAGGUUCACGUCCUCAGACACGCUGGUGGAGACGGUGGUCCUGCCGGUGCGGGUGGUGGACUCGGGGUCCGGUGUGGUGGAGCUGGGCAGCGCUCCCCUGGUGGUGCCUCAGUUCUACGGUUUAUCCAACGCCAUCGACGGCGCCGUGCUCAGCAUCAGGACCGCGGCCGACCUGGUCUGCACCGUCAGGCUGAUGACCGCCGACGCCCACGUCCCCGCUCUGGGUCAGCUGGUGAGGGAGGAGGACUCCACCCAGAGGAAGGGCAGAGAGACGGCGGCGCUCUGUCCAGGAAACAAACCCUGUCGUCACGACGCCAAAGAGGUCCGGUUCCUCAAAACCAGCUGCCAGGACUUCCUGAGCUCCGGCCUGAAGUACCAGCACCUCAGCCCUCCGUCACCGGAGAUCGACUACAUCCCCAUCAGGGUGGAGCUGAGGGAGAAGGCCACCAGGGCCCUGCUGGAGACAGAGGCGGCAUGGCUGCCGGUUUUGAUCCACGGCGCGAUGCAGAACCAGCCGCCGAAGGCCGCCUUCAUGGCCUCCUUCAUCCUGGAGGUGGACCAGUUCAUCCUCACACCGCUCACCACCGCCGCCCUGGACGCCAAGGACCACGAGACGCCGCAGGAGAGGCUGGUUUUCAACGUGACCGCCCCGCCCGCCGAGGGCUACAUCACCCACCUGGACGACCACACCAAGCCGAUCAGGUCCUUCACCUGGCUGGACCUCCACGAGAUGAAGGUGGCCUACCAGCCGCCCAACAGCAGCCAAUCACAGCGCAGGAAUUACGAGGUGGAGUUCCAGGCCAUAGACGGUUCCUACGCGACCAGCCCACCCAUCGUGGUCCACAUCUCCAUCAGGGCGGCCGAAACAAACGCACCCAGAGUCUCCUGGAACAUGGGUCUGGACCUGUUGGAGGGUCAGUCCCGACCAAUCACCUGGGAGGAGCUGCAGAUAGUCGACAACGACAACAUCGACGCCGUCUACUUGGUGGCUGUGGACGGACCUCUGCACGGGCGUCUCAGUGUCAGAGGUGGGAAGGCGUUCAUGUUCCGUGUUCGGGACCUGAGGGAGGGCGUGGUCGUCUACCACCACUCCGACAGCGACACCACCCGGGACCACAUCGUCUUCCGCAUCAGCGACGGCCGUCACAGCAUCCGCCACAAGUUCCCCAUCAACAUCCUGCCCAAAGACGACUCCCCGCCGUUCCUCAUCAACAACGUGGCGGUGGAGGUGGAGGAGGGCGGCGCCGUGAGGCUGGAGGAGUACAUGCUGCUGGCCUCCGACCUCGACUCCAGCGACGACUACAUCCUCUACCAGGUGGUCUCCUCCGCCCGGGCCGGGCAGCUGGUCAGGAAGACCUCCACCCAGGAGACAGGAGUCCCAGUGGACAGUUUCCUGCAGAGAGACCUGAUCCAGGGUCAGAUCUACUACCAGCACUCAGGGGAGGAGCAGUUCGAGGACUCCUUCGACUUCACGCUGUCCGACAGCCACCAGCCGCCCAACCUCUCCCAGACAUACACCGUGGUGGUCCACGUCUUCCCGGUGAAGGACCAGCUCCCGGUGGAGGUCCCCGGCAGCGUCCGCUCUCUGACGGUGAAGGAGACGGAGGUGGUUUACAUCACUCAGUCUCACCUGCACUUCACGGACAGAGAACAUCCAGGCACCGACCUGACCUACGUCAUCACGCAGCCCUGCUUCAGCCCGCUGCAUCCUGGGCUGAUGGACGCAGGACGUCUGUUCUACACGGACACCACCAACGCCAUGAAGAGGGACCACAUGGUGCCGGUGUUAAAGUCCUUCACGCAGUUUGAAACACAGAAACAGACUCUCUGCAUCCUGAACUAUUCAACACCGUUUAAACACACUCCCGCUGUGAUUUCCCAGCAUGCCGUGAACCACAUGAAAGUGGCCUUCAUGCCUCCCGUGGAGGACAUCGGCCCCACGCCGCUGUUCGUCCAGUUCGUCUUCUCCGUCAGCGACCACCACGGCGGCACCGUCUCCGGCCUCCUCUUCAACAUCACCGUCACCCCCGUGGACGACCAGGCGCCAGAGGCCUUCACCAACCUGCUGCGGGUGGAGGAGGGCGGAGGGGCCUUUGUGACGGAGGAGCACCUCCUGGUCCAGGAUCGGGACAGCGGGGAGGAGGCUCUGAGGGUGGAGGUCCAAAGGACGGCUCGUCACGGUCGACUGGAGCUGCAGGGCCGGACGCUGCUGCAGGGAGACCGGUUCACCCUGCAGGACCUAAGAGGACUGAGACUCAGGUACAUCCAUGACGACUCUGAGACCACUGAGGAUGAAGUCGGACUGAAGGUGACGGACGGUCUGAACUCAGCUGACGUGGUCUUACCGAUACAGAUCCUGCCCAUGAACGACGAGCCUCCGCAGCUGGGCGGAGGUCUGAGGGGGGAGCUGAUCUGUGAGGAAGGGGGCCGGGUCCAGGUGACGGUGGACUACCUGUCGGCCACAGACCGGGACAGCGACGACUCCAGACUGACCUACAUGCUGGCCCGGAGUCCGGGCAGAGGGGAGCUGCAGAGAGCCGGACUCACUGUGGACAAGUUCUCCCAGCAGGACCUGCUGCAGGGCCACAUCUACUACGUCCACACGGGAGGAGAGGUCGGACCUGAGCCCGUGUCCGACACCGUCACCCUCAUCAUCUCCGACGGCGAGGCUGGAGGGACGGACAGCUGUUGCCAUGGAGACGCCCCGCCCCCGCCCGUCCCCCUCCACGGCACGCUUCCCGUGUACGACCUCAACAUCACCGUCCUCCCCGUCAACAACAAAGUCCCCAUCGUGUCUCUGGGUGAGUCCAUGCUGGUGGUGGAGGAGGGCUCCUCGGCCUGUCUGUGUGGGGGGGUCCUGGGAGCCUCAGACCCCGACAGCCCCCCUGACCAGCUGACCUUUCACCUGGAGACCCCGCCCCUGCACGGCUUCCUGGAGAACACGCUGCCGACGCCCGGCUCGGAGAAGAGCAACGCAGGAGUCCGAGUCGAAUCCUUCAGCCUUGUCCACCUGACCUCUGGUUUCAUCAACUACGUCCAAUCAGAGCACAAGGGGGCGGAGCCGACGGUGGACCAGCUGUCCAUCAGCGUGAGCGACGGGCUGCAUCGCUCCGCCCCCGUCCCCUUCUACAUCAUCAUCAGUCCGACCAAUGACGAGACGCCUUCUCUGCUGCUCGCCGACUUCAGUGUGAAGGAGGGCGGGAUCAGGGAGCUGACUCCCUCCAUACUGGACGCUCUGGACCUGGACGCCCCUCCGGACCUCCUCACCUUCACGGUGGUGCGGCCGCCGGCUCACGGCCGCCUCAUCAACGCCAUCUACGACGCCGACCUGAGCCGCUACAGAGCGAUGGGAGCCGAGCUCCUGCAGAGGAGCCUCCCCGUCACCUCCUUCACCCUGCAGGAGCUCCGAUCAGGCAUGAAGAUCGUGUACAUGCACGAUGACACAGAAACCCUGAAGGACGCCGUGGCUCUGCAGCUGACAGAUGGCGUCCACACAGUCCAGGGGACGGCUCAGGUCACUGUGCUGCCGGUCAACGACGAGAAACCACGACUGCUCAAGAAUGCUGGGUUGGAGGUGGACUCUGUGAGCAGGAGGGUGAUUUCCAGCGUGGCUCUGGAGGCCGAGGACGUGGACACCCCCCCAGACCAGGUGUACUACUUCAUCAACGCUGCGCCGCGGUUUGGAAAACUGCAGCUCAGGACGGAGUCGGGGUGGACCGAGCUGUCGGCCGCUCAGAACUUCACCCAGGACGACGUGGAGAUGAACCGUCUGUGGUACAAACACACCUGCCGCCGCCUCCGCAACACCGCCAGCUUCAGAGGUCACGACAGCUUCCGCUUCACCCUCAGCGACCUGGACAACGAGUCUCCGCCUCAGAGCUUCUUCAUCUCCGUCCACACUGUGCAGAAAGGUGACAUAGUGCUGAUGAGCAAGGCAGUGCACCUGAGGGAAGGGCAGCGGGUCGUCCUGAACACCGACAUCCUGCUGGCAUCAGACUCGGCGGGUCGUCCGGAGGAGCUGGUCUACGCGGUGUCGAUCCCGCCUCGACACGGCCUCGUCCACGCCGUCCAGCAGCCCGGAGUCCCGCUGACCAGCUUCACGCAGCUGGACGUCGCCGCGCACCGAGUCUGCUACACCCACGACAACAGCCACGAGUCCGAGUCCGACUCCUUCAGUUUCGUCGUCACCAAUGGCGCCUCGUCCCGCAGCGGCUCCCUCCACUUCACCAUCGAACACGGCGACCGCAUCCCCCCAACCCUCGACCGCAACGCCGGCCUCCGGCUGCAGGACGGAGCCACGGAGACCGUCACCUCCGACCGGCUGCGGCUCACCGACCCCGACACCGCCGCCGCCAACCUGAGCUACGUCGUCACGCAGCCGCCGCGCCACGGUAAGCUGCUGCUGAGAGGAGUCCCGCUGACGCCGCCGCUCAGGUUCACCCAGACGGACGUGGACGGCCUGAACCUGGCUUACCGGCACGACCUGGGCAGCCCGGCGGAGAUCGACAGGUUCUACUUCCUGCCGACCGACGGGAACAACAGAGGAUACCUGGAAUUUGGACAGCUGAGAGAAGAGCCAGCGGUGUUUAACAUUCAGGUGGAUCGGGUGGACAGGACGCCCCCCAGUCUGACCACCAGACGGAGUCCCAGCACGGUGGUGGAUCUGGGCGGCGGGCGUUAUGGCAUCUUCAUCACCAACAAACACCUGCAGGCCUCCGACCCCGACAGCCCCACGGAGGAGCUGGAGUUCUCCAUCAGCAGACCGCCACACUUUGGCUACCUGGAGAACGCCCUCACAGGAGCCUACAUCAAAGGUCGUUUCACCCAGCGGGACGUGGACCAGAGAGCCGUGGUGUUCGUCCUCCCGGCCGACAUGGAGGUGACGGCCGACAGCUUCCAGUUCCGCCUCACCGACCCGGCAGGAAACACCAUGCUGCCUGAAAUACUGGAGCUGUCCUGGUCUCGGGUGGAGUUGUCAGCGACCUGCUACAGAACCUGUGAGACAGCAGGGACUCUUCAGAUCCAGAUCCAGCGCAGCGGGAGGAGCAUCGAUCCGGCCUACGUUGCUAUCCAGGUGGAGGAAGGAUCGGCCAAACCGGGCAGAGAUUUCACUCACAGCACCGCCGCCCUCAUCCAGUUUGACCCAGGAGUCAGUGUGAAAACCUGGAACGUUCACCUGAUAGACGACGGUCUGGAGGAAAACCACGAGACCUUCACUGUCGCCCUGAAAAACCCGAAGAACGCCGUCCUGGGACAGAGGACCUCUGCUAGUGUUGAGAUCAUUGACCCCAGAGGAGGGAGGUGUGACCCGGACGAACUGGUGGAGGAGGACGAGAAGCAGCUCCCCCCUCCUCCUCCCAAGCCGGAGGAGGAGGAGGACCCCGUCACCGACAUCGAGGCGGAGCUGCUGUGGGAGAACCAGCCUCACCCUCCCAGAGGAGAUGUCCCGAACCGCCGGCCCUACCUGGACUACGGAGAGGGGGAACCACAGGACCAGGCCGCCCCCAGCUACGACCACAUCCACCACCACAGCAGGCAGCUGCCGGGGACAGGAGCUGGGAGCACUGGACACAGAGUCAGAGGAGGACUAAAGGUUCAUCUGUCAGGAGAGAGGAAGUCUGAGGAGAAAGUCUGGACGUUCCACAGUCUGACUCCUCUCCGGCUGGAGGAGCUGAAGCCGGGUGAUGCUGAGUGGAGCUGGUCGCCUCCCGGUCACCUCCAGCAGCCGCUCCGAGUCGGAGAUGCUCCUCAGAUGGAUCAUCCAGCACAAAGACACCACCCGGAGCUACGUCAGCACAAAACAGGGAAGUCGGUCAGCAGCUCGUGUCCUGACGGUUGGACUCACUACAGGAGACGUUGUUACAUCCUCAGCUCGUCUGUGGCCAGCUGGGCCAGCGCCGAGAGGACCUGCUCUCUGCUCUUUAACAGCAGCCUGACCAGCGUGAAGUCCAGGAGAGACAUGACCUGGCUGUGGAAGUUUGCCGGGAAGAAGCCAUUUUGGAUCGGUCUGUCUGGAGGUCCGGGUCGCUGGAUGUGGGCUGACGGUCGGUCCGUGUCCUUCUCCAGACUGAGGGGGGCGCCGCAGGGUCGCGUCGGGUCUAACGACGGCUCGGACUGCGUGCUGGUCGAAAACCCCAGGAGCUGGAUUUCCACGAGCUGCUCCGCCGAAACUCAACAUACAUUCAUCUGUUCGUCAGCGGCCCACACUCACUGAGAGACGCGGCAUAUUUACCGCCAUCAGCCCGUCAUAACGACCCGUGUGAACUAAGUCAUAUUUAAUGUUACGCAAUGACGCUGCUCUGUACAUUAGGUUUCAUAUGUUUGUCAUAAUAAAGAUUGCUGCGCAAAACUAAAUUCUUGACAGUUUCAAUACGUCAGUUCUCAACAUUGUUGGUAUAAAAGUCAACAAAUAACAGAAUGUGUUCAAAACUGAACAAAAAUAAACCAUCACAUCAUCAAA